Molecule: messenger RNA, 5102 nt
Organism: Gopherus evgoodei (Goodes thornscrub tortoise)
Lineage: Eukaryota; Metazoa; Chordata; Testudines; Testudinidae
Gene: MICAL2
Product: microtubule associated monooxygenase, calponin and LIM domain containing 2
Molecular function (GO): FAD binding; protein binding
Source: RefSeq, a predicted model, not a curated record
GUGGUGCCUGCGUGCGCGGAUGUGCCCGUGUCCCCCGGGGAGAGGAGCGCGCGUGUCCCACCCUCCUGCCCCGUGGUGAGCCCGGCUGGUGCCCCCACCCAACAUGCUGAGCAGGGUGCCCGGUACAAUAUUCUUGGAAGUACUUGAUAGUGUCUGUCACCUGUAUCAGAGCACCACAGUUCAAGUUUAGCCCUUUCUACACACAGUGCUCAGAACAUGGGGGAAAACGAUGAUGAGAAGCACAGCCAAGGUGGCCAGAUAUUUGAAAACUUUGUACAAGCAUCAACAUGCAAAGGUACCAUUCAGGCCUUUAAUAUCCUCACCCGUCAACUUGAACUGGAUCCAUUGGACUACAGAAAUUUCUAUCCAAAAUUGAAGUCAAAAGUAACCAGCUGGAAGGCCAAAGCUUUGUGGAACAAGCUUGAUAAAAGAGUAAGUCAUAAAGAAUAUAAGCGAGGAAGAUCUUGUACGAACACUAAGUGUUUGAUUGUUGGAGGUGGUCCAUGUGGUUUGCGGACUGCCAUAGAACUUGCCUUUCUUGGAGCCAAGGUUGUAGUUGUGGAGAAGCGGGACACUUUCUCAAGAAACAAUGUGCUGCAUCUCUGGCCUUUUACAAUCCAUGACCUCCGGGGUUUGGGAGCGAAAAAAUUUUAUGGAAAAUUCUGUGGAGGAUCUAUUGACCAUAUCAGUAUUCGACAACUUCAGCUUAUCCUCUUCAAAGUUGCACUUAUGCUGGGAAUAGAAAUCCACGUGAACGUAGAGUUUGUGAAAGUUCUGGAACCUCCUGAAGAUCAAGAAAACCAAAAGAUAGGUUGGCGGGCUGAAUUUCUCCCAAUGGAUCACCCUCUGUCAGCCUUUGAAUUUGAUGUUGUUAUUGGUGCAGAUGGUCGCAGGAACACUUUAGAAGGUUUUAGAAGGAAGGAGUUUCGUGGAAAGCUGGCUAUAGCUAUCACGGCCAACUUUAUCAACAGAAACACAACCGCAGAAGCCAAGGUAGAGGAAAUUAGUGGUGUCGCUUUCAUCUUCAAUCAAAAAUUCUUCCAGGACCUUAAAGAGGAAACGGGAAUUGACUUGGAGAAUAUUGUUUACUACAAAGAUAGCACUCACUAUUUUGUAAUGACAGCAAAAAAGCAGAGUCUUCUGGACAAAGGAGUGAUUAUCAAUGACUAUAUUGAUACCGAGAUGCUUCUCUGUGGGGAAAACGUAAACCAGGACAAUCUGCUGUCUUAUGCAAGGGAAGCUGCAGACUUUGCAACCAAUUACCAGCUGCCUUCCUUGGAUUUUGCAAUUAAUCACUAUGGGCAGCCAGAUGUGGCUAUGUUUGAUUUUACUUCCAUGUAUGCCUCUGAAAAUGCUGCACUAGUAAGAGAAAGGCACAGACAUCAGCUCUUAGUUGCCCUUGUUGGAGACAGUUUACUUGAGCCCUUCUGGCCGAUGGGUACCGGCUGUGCAAGAGGCUUCCUAGCUGCUUUUGAUACAGCGUGGAUGGUGAAGAGCUGGGAUCAAGGAAAACUCCCACUAGAGAUCCUUGCUGAACGAGAGAGCAUUUAUCGACUAUUGCCCCAGACUACACCCGAAAAUAUCAACAAGAACUUUGACCAGUAUACCAUUGACCCAGGAACGCGCUAUCCCAACUUGAACUCCAGCUGUGUUCGACCUCAUCAGGUUAGACAUUUGUAUGUUACAAAUGAGCUACAACAAUGCCCUCUUGAAAGGGUCAGCUCUAUUAGAAGAUCAGUGAAUGUCUCAAGGCAUGAAUCUGAUAUUCGACCUAAUAAGCUUUUAACCUGGUGUCAGAAACAGACAGAAGGCUACAGGAACGUUAAUGUCACUGAUCUCACUACUUCUUGGAGGAGUGGCCUUGCGCUGUGUGCAAUUAUGCACCGCUUCAGACCUGACCUCAUUGACUUUGACUCUUUGAAUGAAGAAGAUGUUGUUGAAAAUAACCAACUGGUGUUUGACAUCGCUGAACGAGAGUUUGGAAUUCCUCCAGUAACCACUGGGAAAGAGAUGGCGUCUGCUGGAGAGCCUGAUAAACUCAGCAUGGUCAUGUACCUCUCAAAAUUCUAUGAGCUAUUUAGAGGAACCCCUCUGAGAGCAGUUGAUGCUGUGGAUAAGCAAAAUGGAGAAAAUAAUGACCUUUGCUCAGCAAAAUCAUCAAACUUCAUAUUUAAUAACUACAUCAAUUUAACGUUACCAAGGAAGCGAGUACCAAAAGUUGAAAGGAGUGAAGAAAAUGAUAUGAACAAAAGGCGUCGAAAGGGCCUCGGUGGCUUUGAAGAGGCUUCAUGUUUUCUAAUCGGGAUGAAUUCCGGUAAAGAUCAGGGCAACAGAGAAGGAAUGAAUCAAAAUAAAGUAAAGUCAAUGGCAACGCAGCUAUUGGCAAAGUUUGAAGAAAAUGCCCCAAACACAUCUCUCCGGAGACAGUUUCAGGCAGUAACUAGUACUGAACAUGUGGUCAGAGAACCAAAGCAAUCUUUGCAUGGUUCUGAUCGUGUGGCCAGGGGAUCAAGAAUUAUAGAAAAAACAGAUAUGCAGUCCAGGCUUUCAGAAACUCUUGCAUCUACCUGUCCUGCUGCAUUUGUGAUUUCUGGAGUGCUUAAACGCCUUCAGCACGUGGAGGAAAAAAUUAAUCAGAAGAAAGCUCAGUCCGUAGCAAGUAGGGAAUUUCAUAAAAAGAACGUUAAAGAGAAAGCAGCUCAUCUUGCCUCAAUGUUUGGAUACGUGGACUUACCAAAGAAUAAACUACCUAUUAAAGGCCUAUCCUAUUAUCGGCCCCCAACUCCCUCUUGCCUUCCAGCCCAUGAUUCAGCUAUUACUUCAUCUUCAUCAUCUAUUCACUCAGCUUCCCCUGCUGUUCAAUCUAGCAAGAUGACUGUAGGAAAGGUGUCACGUGGAAUAGGGGUUGUGGCUGAAGUCCUUGUCAAUCUCUAUGUUAAUGACCACAGGCCCAAGCCACAGUUUUCCUCCCCAGAACUGAACCAGUCAUUGGACACAGCUACGUCUUUCCCCACUUCCUAUUCCACUUCUCCCACUUGUGCUUCUAUUGUUCAGGGUUGUCAGGGAUCUCUGCGAAAAGAAUUUCCUCAGACUAUAGGUGGCAGUGACAUCUGUUAUUUCUGCAAGAAACGGGUAUAUGUCAUGGAGCGUCUGAGUGCAGAAGGCCACUUCUUUCAUAGGGAAUGCUUUAAGUGUAAUGUAUGUUCUACAACGCUCCGCCUAGGAAUCUAUGCUUUUGAUGUAGAAGAAGGUAAAUUUUACUGCAAACCUCAUUUUAUACACUGUAAAACAAGCAAUAAGCACAGGAAGAGACGAUCUACAUUAAAAACGCAAGAGAAAGUGGAAACAGAAAUGUGGAUGCAAGAGGAACCCAAGCACCCAGAAACCACCACAGAAAGUAUUACUUCUACUGUUAGCAGUCCAGAGGACAGGCCCCCAGGUAUCAUGACUUCCUUCUUUAGGAAAACUCUAAGCUGGCCCCUUAGGGUGACGAGGGAUCUGCUUGACAUUCCAAGACGCCUGUCUAACUGGAUGCAUGGUUUUCUGCACGCUACCAAUCUUCAUUUGAGGGACAAUGCAUACAACUAUACCUAUUUGUAUGAACUCUUGAGCCUUGGUGUGCCAUUCCUGUGUGCGCUGCUAGAGGUACUUACUCAUAUGUACCGGGAAGCAGAGCUAUCACUUGAAAACAUGCUUGAAUGGGUGAAAAAGUUCUUUAGGGUUUAAAUUCUUAAGUGUCUUGCUAAUUUGUGCCUUUCAGAUUUCCAAAAUUAACAGCCUUGCAAUAUGUUUAUAAACAUUUCAAUUUAAUACGUGCUUUAAGUGAACAAAGAGCUCACUUCGACAGACUAAGUGCAAUCAAAACACACUAAAUUUAAAACAUGUACUGUACAAGAAAGGCAUCAUGAAGUUCAGUGUCCAGAUGCAUUUCCAGAACAUGGGGACUAAAUGAAGGAUAUUUUAUAAACAUUUCUGCAGGGGUGGGUUUCUGGCUGUGAACAACCGUGUUUCUGGGUUUACAUUUUAUAAUGCUUUUUUUAAAGACCAAGAAAGACCAUGUUCUUUCAGACAUUUCAGGGUAGUAGUGACAAGUGACUGGGUUUUGAAACCUGAAUAUGGCACAUCCCUUUUCUCUUGCUUUGAUCUUUUGCUCUGGGAACAAGGUUUACUACUUGCAUGGAGAUGUUUUGAAGAGGAAAAAAAAAAAGCUUUUUACUGUACCUAAUGCACCUACUUCUAGCCAUGCCUUUUAAAAUUUAUUACUCAUGGUAUCCUUUGUUAAUACUAGGUAUUUUCUGUAAUACUAGUUUAAUUAAACCUGAAAUAAAUUUGAAGUGCAAAUCUUAGAUGAGUGGACGAUUAAUUGAAAUGGUCAGAUCUAAGAAACAUAGUGUAGAUAGCUGCUAUUUAUUCCCAGAAUUAAGAGUUUUUUCUCAUUUGGGGGCUGAUCCAAAGGGGAGUUGAAUACCCACAGCUCUAGCUGAAGUCAGUUGGAAUUGUAGGUGCUGAAAAUGACUUUGGAUCGAGCCCUUAGCUUGCAAUAUAUUGCACUCAGAUUUCUAAAAAGCCAUAUUUGGGUAAAAUAGAAGUACUUACAAAUAAUGUGGGGUUUUUUUUAAACUGAUGAUUUUCUGUUAGAUGUUUUAUUUCAAUAUAACAUGCUAAUGGGAGAAAAUCAAAAUAGUUAUAAAGUUGCAUCAUCUCUGAAGAGAGGUUUUUGUGGUGGAUCUCGGUAUGAGAUACCUUAACCUAAAAGCUUCUCUAGAAUGUAUAGCGCUGCCUGAUGACAAUUAGUCAUGAACAAUUCCCCAGACUCUUAACUAUUGUCUAGACUCCUUUUAGCUAAUUAAGGUGCUUAAAGCUGUAUUUGAUGGAGAAACACAUGGACAGAUCUCCAAAAAAUUAAAAGCAUCUGUAGCCUUUUUUCUAAUAAAAAGGUAUUAAUGUAAGCCACAGAAAACAUGUUGCCAGCAGUUGGUAGAAAACAAACAGGAGGGGCCAUUAAACAAUGACCAUAGGUAGGUUGAUUUUAAUAUCAAUAUUGCAAAAGACCAAAUGGAAGCUUCUAUGUUUGUUUGGCAGUAAAAAGAAUGUCUUUUUUU